CGGGAUAUGUAUCAGCAUCUCCAUAACAUCAUUCGCGAUUCUCCGGCCGGCAGAGACCUGCUUGAACAUACAAGCACUUCAUCUGAAAGUGUCAAUUCCACCAGCUUGCCUGACCUUACUGUGGUGCUCCCUGAGCUCUUGACUCGCUACGAGCGGAGCCAGCGUGACCUCCAUGCUCUGCGGAAGGAGCGUGAUGCACUGAAAAAUACUAUGGAGUCCGAUAUAGGAAGGCUUAACCAAAAAAUCUCUGCUCUACAAGCGGAUAUUGCUACUCUUACAAAUAGUGCUUCACCCGAGUCGGACGAGACAGCCGUUGUGGAUACACGUGGAUCUGGACCACUCCGACUAAAGCUGAAGGUGGCUAAACAGCAGGAUAGCGAAUUCCAGUCCGCCCUCGCCGAGGUUCAUACAUCGCGAGCGUCAUCUGUCCCGCCAGCUGCGUCCCCGAGGCCAAGCAGCUCCCUCCCGCCACAUAACUCAAGAAAUUCUGUGCCUGUCAAGGUCGAGAGGGCGGAAUCUGUCACUUCUGUUCGGAGUACUACGAGUUCUCGGCCUCGGCUCAGCCUCACGGAACUACGAGCUAUGCUGGCCGAGAGAAUGGCAGGCCAAGCAGCUGCACAGACGUCUAUGGUAACGGACAACCCAGAACCACUUGUUUCCUCUGCUUCGGACCCAUCAGUAGUAUCCACGCAUGUUGCUGACACCACUGCAAAUGAACCACCUGUCCCACCCAUGGUAGACCUGAGGCGUUACUGCGUUUGCGACCAGCUGGCUUACGGCGAGAUGAUCGCUUGUGACGCCCCGGGGUGCCGUCAGGAAUGGUUUCACCUCGCCUGUGUCGGUCUGAGUAUCGCCCCCGAAGGUGCCUGGCAAUGUCUUGAAUGCUCCUUGUCAUCGGGGAACCACCAUCUACUUUAAGCGUUAUUGAUUAUUGUAUUUCCGACCGAGAGUUGGCACGGCCUGGCUUUGUAUACUUGAUGUAGAAUACCCCUGGUUUCAUAUCGCUGCUUCCAUGUCUCCUUUCCUA
This is a messenger RNA of Gloeophyllum trabeum ATCC 11539, 1027 nucleotides long. RefSeq lists its product as uncharacterized. The record is from RefSeq and is a predicted model, not a curated record. The transcript is spliced from 5 exons. Lineage: Eukaryota; Fungi; Basidiomycota; Agaricomycetes; Gloeophyllales; Gloeophyllaceae. Bases 7 to 918 code for a protein of 303 amino acids.